GCAUGCCGAAAGAACGACAUCGAUAUUGUUCGACAGUUGCUCGAAUGCGGUGCCAACGUCAACUCCUGCAAUCGAUACAACUUGACACCGGCCAUGUACGCAGCAAAGUACAGCAGUCCCGAACUGCUCGAUCUGAUCCUUUCAUACAAACCGGAUCUCGAGAAGCUGUCUUUCAUCAACACUUCAGUCACCCACUGGUCCAUCUGGAGAGGCGAUGCUAGCAUGACUGAGCAGAUCAUCAAAGCCGGAGCCGGGCUCCACCACCGGUCCUUCAGUGGCGACACUCCGCUACAUUUUGCUGUGCUUUCUGGUUCCAUGGAUGUCAUAUCAAUACUGCUCAAGUAUGGAGCUGACCCCUUCAAUCAGAACGGAGAGGGAAAGACCCCGCUUGACCUGGCG
Dissoconium aciculare CBS 342.82 is the source of this 399-nucleotide messenger RNA. RefSeq names its product ankyrin. The record is from RefSeq and is a predicted model, not a curated record. Gene Ontology annotation, molecular function: protein binding. The transcript has a single exon. The annotation marks the transcript as partial. NCBI's taxonomy places the organism in Eukaryota, Fungi, Ascomycota, Dothideomycetes, Mycosphaerellales, Dissoconiaceae.